UACCAUAAAACAUGCUUUGCAUAAAGAGAAGCAAGCUUUGAGUAAAUGAGGCAAAAAACCCUCUGGCUAAGCAGACGUGCAGAGACUUGCUAUGAUCGGACCGUUCUGUAAGGUCUCAGCUAUGUGUCUCUUGAAUCAUCGUCUACAAAAGUCUUUUUAAAAGGUUUUACCUGGUCCACUCUCGUAUUUGUCAAACAAAUAUGAAAUAUUUUGUAUUAUAUUUAAUCUUAUAAUAAAGUAAUUUUGUCUAAUCCUUAAAAUGCCCAUUAAGAUCAUUUAAAUAUAUUUGAGCGAUGUAACGCAUAUCAAUUGGCUUUGACGCGCAUACAGCAUGAGGGGCUGUGUCAUCAUACGACCGGAAAGUCAACCUCAACACAUGUUUAAAACGGCAAAGGUUUUUAGAAGUUUGCGCCUCGAGGGUGUGGCGUCAAGUCAAUGACGUUGUUUCUUCAGUCAACUUUCUCCAAGCAAAGGAACUCGUGGCUCUCAGCGCAUUCUCCCACCGCCUCUCUAAGAACGCGAGACAGCCGAAGAGUGUGGAUGCGCUUUCUGGAUAAGAAAAUGCUCAGAUUAACUCGAUGCCUUUACUGCGGUGUGCAAGGGAACGAGAAAUGACCACUGCGCAACGCACGGACUAAGAAAAGACUUUUCACAAACACUAAUUUAAGCAUUGCGGACGCCUAGGAGUCGUUCCAAGCGCUACACUUCAACAGCAUGUGCGUUUUCUGGGAAUCGAACCCACGGCAGUUACGCUGCUAACGCGACCACGGACCCAUUGAGCUAGAGGGACGCUUUUCGUGUGGUUUUCUCGUAAACAUCCCGACGUAAAGUUGUUUAAGAAAACCUAACUUAGUCGUGCGCACUUCAGAAAUGACUACCCCAUCUUCCAGUAUGGAGGGCAAACACUGCAACGGCAACAUAACUAAUUUGAUGCCAAACGAGGGACCGGCCAUCAGUGCCAUGAUGUUCGCGGCCGGAUUGAUCGGGAAUCUGGUCGCCUUGGUUCUCCUGGAGUGCCGCCGGAGGAAAGAGAGACACCGACAGCGCCAGUCGCUCUUCCAUCUAUUGGUGACCACAUUGGUCGUUACGGACCUUUUGGGGACGUGUUUGGUCAGUCCCCUUGUGCAAACCGCAUAUUUUACUAACACCUCGCUGGUCGGAUUGAGCGAGGGUCGGGAGGUGUGUGAUUAUUUCGCAUUCACCAUGACUUUCCUCAGUCUGUCGACACUUUCUAUCCUCCUCGCCAUGGCGCUGGAGAGGUGCCUCUCCAUCGGGUACCCGUACUUCUAUGGAAGACGUGUCACCAAGCGCUGCGGAUACAUCACAAUUCCUUCUAUAUAUUUAGUGUGCUUUACAUUCUGUUUAAUGCCUUUCGCAGGCUUUGGGGAAUAUGUACAGUAUUGUCCUGGGACGUGGUGUUUUAUCGCCGUGAAUACUGACGGUAAUGAGGACAAGGCGUACGCCAAAGUUUACGCAACGGCGAUGCUGGUUAUCAUUACUUGUAUCGUGGCGUGCAACUGUUUCGUAGUUUAUAACCUGGUGUUGAUGUACCGGAGGCGCAAACACAACCGAGGAUCCGUGAACACUCGGAGUAAAAGGGACAGGAGAUACUUUUCAUGGGCAGAGGAGGUGGAACAUCUCAUACUUCUGGUCUUCAUGACAGUCAUAUUUGUAAUUUGCUCCCUGCCAUUAAUGAUCCGUGUAUACAUCAAUUCCACUGUCCCCAAGUCAGGUAGCUAUAGAACAGAUCUAAUAGCUCUGCGUUUCCUCUCGGUCAACUCCAUCAUUGACCCCUGGGUGUUUAUCUUUCUCAGGCCGUCCGUUAUACGCUUCAUCUGGGGGGCUCUGUGUAAGACCUCCUACAUCCCCUCCAGAAACUCCUUGUUCCAAACAUCCAUCACCAAGAAUCCGGCAGGCCAGAUCGAGCUGACGCAACCCAGUUCCACGUUUGUGGAGAACACUUGUCUCCACAAAUCCGUUCAGAUGGUUUGACAUGUUUCGGACAUAAGGUGAUUUAUUGAUGACAGAGAACCUGGACGCAACAGAGAUUGGAUAUGUGUAUCCGGAACAGUUCUUAGCAGGACUGUUUAGCAUUCCAAGAAAGUUUGGGUGUCUAAAUAUGGGUUUUGAAACCCCCUGAGGUUGUUUGUGAUGGGAGAUAAACACAACUGUAAGGUCAGAUUGAUGCCUUAUGUUCCUACAACCACUACAAUAAUUGUUUUGAGACCAAGGAACUUGCAAACUGUGACCGAUUUUCAAAAGUGGUUUUGGAGUGUCUGUAACGGUUUUAUGACCUGAAGCUAUUAUUUCACAUCAUUGCUCAUUCAUGUUACUUGGAUGUUGUUAUGGUUUACGAAGUCAAAGGUUAAAUGCUACUUUGUCCCAUGCACAUUGGAUGUGUCAUUCAGCGAAUCAUGAUGUGGUUUCCUGUCGAGCAGUUGCAUUAAUGUCAGUGUUCCGGAACACACACUUGUAGCGGCUAUCUGUUCCUAUUUAUUAUAUCAACAAGCAGUAUUUAUUGUUCUUUAAUGUAUGUUGAUACAACAGUAAAACAGUGACACAUCUCUCGCUUGAAAUGCAGGCUGCCAGGAUGGUAAUGAAUUAUUUCUUUCAUGUGAAAGAUUAUCGCUGUAGAAAAUGUUUAUGUUUUUGAUUCUACAAACAUGACUUAUGCGGGUGUUGUACAGUAGCUGUAAAUAUAUAAUUUAAAGGCCUGUUUUAUGGUGUGUGGUUAUUUGUUUUCUUUGCCUUUGAAGAUAUUGAAUGCACUGACUUGUAAAAUAACGUGACGUGUUGUGUCUGUGCAUGUUGUACAUAGAAUUUAUGGUGUGUGGAUAUUUGCUUUCUUUGCCUUUGAAGAUAUUGAAUGCACUGACUUGUAAAAUAACGUGACGUGUUGUGUCUGUGCGUGUUGUAGAAUGUAUGGAGUUGCAUCUUAUACUACUUUGACCUUAUAGAUGAAUAUUGCUGUAUUCAAUUGUAAAGCAAAAAUGUAAAGCUAAGGGAAAAUGACCCUAAAAUGAAAAUUCUGUAAACUCUUGUCAUUUCUAACCUUUAUGACUUUCUUUAUUCGACAGAACACAAAAGAAGAUAUUUUGAAGAAAGUUUGUUAGCAAACAGUAUUGGCCCCUAUUCACUUCUGUUGAACGGACACAAAACAAAUGCAAGUGAAUGGGGGCCAAUAGCAGACGUUUUUCAAAAUAUCUUCUUUUGUGUUCCGCAGAAGAAAGAAUGUCAUACAGAUUUGAAUGACAUGAGUAAAUUAUGACAGAUUUUUUUUGUGUGGACUAUCACAAGUGUACUCAUCAUAAUGUCAAAAGUUUGUCGGACAUUUUGCUGCAAUGACACAAUCUGGCUUUGCAGUGUUUUUUGCAAAAUAGACAGUCAUUUUUAGGGCAUGGAGUUCACACGGGAAUAUAAGGAAGUGAAUGCCGGUCAACACAACUUGACCUGUCUGACAUUUUCAUUAGUCAAUGUCAGAGUGUUGCCGUAAAAGUUAUGAUUUUUAAAAGUUAAAACACAUCACAGAGCAUGUCUUGUUUUUUUAUUCAGAAAAAAAAAUUCAGAAGCAGUGAAAUCUGUAUAAGCAUCCAUAGUCCUCAUCAAAUACAUAUGGCGACAGAGCAAGACCAGUUUUCUACUAAAUUGACUCUUAUGUAUUCAUUGUUCGGUUACCAUGAGGCCAACCCUAUAUCGUGCACAAAAAUAAUCAUUCUAUUUUCUCAGGGAGUCUGAUGAAAGUAACUACUUAUGAUUUAAAAUCACUUAGCUGUAGCAGAGAUGAUCAAUACAACAUUGUGCUUGUGGGAACGUGAGGUUAUUGGGAGGCAUGUGUAGAAUAAGAACAUGCGAAUGUUUAGACAACAUCGCAGGGUCUGAUGGUCAUGACAUUGGCCCUAUGGGACUGUGGGAAGCGGGACAGAGAUCUUGAUGUAGCUUGGCUUCAUUUGGAGCAAAUUCAAGCAAACCUCAGUUGUCAUGGUGACGUUAAUGGCGCAGAAAAUACAGCUUGCGGUCAUACGAGAUGUCACGAGAGCUGUAAUGUUCUGCGGUCCGUUCAGCUUUGUGACAAGAGAACCUAAAGAGGUGUCAGGGAAUAACCUUUGCUCUGCGGUUGCUUUUCAUGUAGUUCCAGAUGGAUAUAUUCAAGUACUUUUAAAAAUUAAAUAGACAAAAAUUAAAUCAAAAAAUGUAAAUUAAUUUUUAAAUAAUUUACUAUAGCAUAGCUAUUACUCACUUUAUCUCCUAUUUAUUUUCUGUUUGUCAUAUGUUUGUCAUACAUACAGGAGCAGUGCUCCUCAUUUUACAGAAAGCUUCUCUUUGAUUUCUUUCCUCUAUAGAGAGUUAACGGUCUCACCUAAAGAGGCUUUUUUUAUCUCCUGAUGUACAGACACAAUGAGGUGUCGGUGUGAUUUGUUUCUGUGUUUCCCAUGAUGUAUGUUUAUUUGCCCGUGGCCUGUGCAGUGACUUUAUGAUAGUAUGUGUGCAGAAUGUCUAUUGAUCUAGUCCAUCGAUACAGAAUGCCAUUUUCACAGCCUUAAUAUCUCAUUAAAAUGGCUGCACAAGCUGUUUCAGAGUUGAUAUAGUUGUAGACCUGCUAAUCUAAUGAACCAUAUGCAGAAACUGUGGUCAUGACCUGUGGACAUCUUGUUUUGUGAAGGUAAUUGCAUGUCAAACAUCAUUUGAAAUAAACCGGUACGAAAACA
Molecule: messenger RNA, 4706 nt
Organism: Triplophysa dalaica
Lineage: Eukaryota; Metazoa; Chordata; Actinopteri; Cypriniformes; Nemacheilidae
Gene: ptger2a
Product: prostaglandin E receptor 2a (subtype EP2)
Biological process (GO): cellular response to prostaglandin E stimulus; positive regulation of cytosolic calcium ion concentration; adenylate cyclase-activating G protein-coupled receptor signaling pathway
Cellular component (GO): plasma membrane
Molecular function (GO): prostaglandin E receptor activity
Source: RefSeq, a predicted model, not a curated record